UUUUGUCUUUUGACAACAAACAACGCAGUUUUCCUGGUGUACACGCGAAUAAAACGUUACAUUGGCGACUUCCCCCAAAUCGCGUUUUUCUUCCUCGAUCAUUCGAUUUGCGACUUUUCCUAUCGCCUUCGUGUAAUUUUCCAGGGCGAAGGCCGAAGGCUGAAGGGCGAAGGCCGAAGGGACCAUGGCGAAGAGUUCCUUCAAGUUGGAGCAUCCACUCGAAAGGAGGCAAGCAGAGGCUGAUCGGAUCAGGGAGAAGUACCCCGAUAGAAUUCCUGUGAUUGUGGAGAAGGCUGAGAGAAGCGAUAUACCAGACAUUGACAAAAAGAAGUACCUGGUUCCUGCUGAUCUCACAGUUGGGCAGUUUGUUUACGUGGUGCGCAAGAGGAUCAAGCUCAGUGCGGAGAAGGCCAUCUUCAUCUUCGUCAAGGACUCGCUGCCACCCACAGCUGCAAUGAUGUCUGCCAUCUACGAGGAGAACAAGGACGAGGAUGGCUUUCUCUAUAUGACUUACAGUGGAGAGAACACGUUUGGCACCCUGUGAGCCAAAAAGAUCAUCUUCUGCAAGUAACAUCCCAAAACGUGUAUAUUCUUCUGCACAAUAUACUAUGCCCCGUCCCCACUCUGGUAUACGAUAUAUUUAAUUAAGGUGAAACCUUUUAAAAACCUUUGGCUGUAUCCAAAUAUUGUUGCAGAGCAACGGAUCUAUAUUUCCUGCUUAUAAUUGACAAAAUAUAUCCUUUCUAAGAAUCUA
This is a messenger RNA of Zingiber officinale, 754 nucleotides long. RefSeq names its product autophagy-related protein 8C. The transcript has 6 exons. NCBI's taxonomy places the organism in Eukaryota, Viridiplantae, Streptophyta, Magnoliopsida, Zingiberales, Zingiberaceae. The record is from RefSeq and is a predicted model, not a curated record. The coding region runs from base 185 to 544 and encodes 119 amino acids. Gene Ontology annotation, biological process: cellular response to nitrogen starvation.